AUGUGCCAAGUGGGCCACCUCGAUCCCAGCAGCCACCAAAGGGUCCUGAUGAAAACUGGCCUCAUCCUCCUCAUUAUUGGGCACCUCAACUUCAUUACUGGUGCCCUGGUCCAUGGCAUUGUCCUCCGCUUCGUGGUCAACCCCCAGGAUGCCACCUCCCUGCUGUAUGCCGUCGCCAACACCGCCUCUGUCAUCUCUGCACUGCUGACCAUCUCCUGUGGCAUAGCUGUUCUCAUGCUGUCUCGCUACCUCGCCCCCACUGCCCUGAAGUGGUUGGUUUUCACCCUGAGCACCAGCAGCUGCCUGGGCUGCCUGUCCUGCCUGCUGGGCAUGGCCAUCUCCAUCGGGCUGACGCUGGGCAGCCAGGGCCGGGCACUGCUGGCCCCCUGCUCCCUCACCAACGCCGCCCUCACCCCGGUCUCCCGCGAGUGCCCCUUCGAUCCCACCCGAGUCUAUAGCUCCACGCUGUCCCUCUGGGCUGUCUCCCUCCUGCUUGACUCCGUGGAGAUCAUCUUCAGCAUCCGCUGCCUCCUGCUCACCAGCGACCUCCUCCAGCUUGGCUGCUGCUGCCGCGGGGCACACCGCAGGAAGGUCUCCUUGCAGGCAGCCCCUGCGGACAGUCCUGACCUCGGGCAGUGCCUGGGCUUGCUGAGGCUGAACAGUGUGGAAAGUGCCCAGCUCUGA
This is a messenger RNA of Indicator indicator, 684 nucleotides long. RefSeq names its product transmembrane protein 54 (gene TMEM54). Lineage: Eukaryota; Metazoa; Chordata; Aves; Piciformes; Indicatoridae. Bases 1 to 684 code for a protein of 227 amino acids. The record is from RefSeq and is a predicted model, not a curated record. The transcript is spliced from 6 exons.